Molecule: messenger RNA, 822 nt
Organism: Ananas comosus (pineapple)
Lineage: Eukaryota; Viridiplantae; Streptophyta; Magnoliopsida; Poales; Bromeliaceae
Product: NRR repressor homolog 3-like
Exons: 2
Coding region: 60-521 (153 amino acids)
Biological process (GO): regulation of systemic acquired resistance
Source: RefSeq, a predicted model, not a curated record
UAUAUAUAUAUAUAUAUAUAUAUAUAUAUAUAUAUAUAUAUAUAUACGUACGCACGUUGAUGAACUCGGCGUUGAUCGACAUGGAAGAGGAGAGUUACGGGAGUAGUAGAAAGAGAUCGGCAGCAGGGGCGGCCGCAGCAACAGGUCCUAAUUAUCCAUGUGCCGCGAAAGGGAAAGCCGUGGGAAAACGUGAAGAGGAGGAGGAAUUAGGCGAAGAGAUGGACAAGUUCUCUGCGCUGCUCGGGAACUUAAGAGCUCUGAAGGACGUCUUUAGGCGGCAGCAUGGGGACGCCGGUGGCAGCACAAGCAGCAAAAGGUUGAGGACGGAGGAGGAGGAGGCGCCACCGCCACUGCCACCGCCACCUCCGCUGCCGACGUGGAGGCCGACUUUCCAGUUGGAGGACUUCAAGCAUCCCUCCGGCAACGAAAAGGAGGAGGGAAAAUUAAGGAAAGACGAGGAGAAUCAUUUGGAACAGCGUCUUCAAGACGGAGCAAGUUUGGAUCUUAGUCUUGCUCUUUGAUUGGAUGAUUUACUUAGAAUUUUCUGACAGUUUACUGCUUUGCAAUUAUCCAAACUCUGAACAAAAUUAUUCUUCGAGAUUUUGUCAGAAUCUUCUGAAAGUAUUCACUAGUAUCGAGAUUGCGCACGCCAAAGUCAAGUACUCAAGUGUUUUUUUGAGUUCCUAAAUAUAUAAUAAAUGUAGUUUUUUAGGAGCUCGUAAUUUUUUAUUUUUGUUUGUAGCUUUGCUCUGCUUGGUGCACUUUUCUGUUCGCUCUCUUGGACGGCUAGUGAUUUAUGUAUAUUUGCGGCCUUCAUCUUCU